Molecule: messenger RNA, 834 nt
Organism: Hypoxylon fragiforme
Lineage: Eukaryota; Fungi; Ascomycota; Sordariomycetes; Xylariales; Hypoxylaceae
Exons: 2
Coding region: 1-834 (277 amino acids)
Biological process (GO): poly(A)+ mRNA export from nucleus
Cellular component (GO): nucleus
Source: RefSeq, a predicted model, not a curated record
AUGUCCGACUACGCCUCUUUGAAGGUCCCCGAGCUCAAGAAGCUCCUCCAGGAGAAGUCCUUGCCCGUCACAGGAAACAAGGCGGACCUUAUCGCCCGACUUCAGGAACACGACAAGUCCACAGCCGCGCCUGUUCGUGAGAACGAGGACGAAAUUGAUUAUAGCGAUGAUGAGGUCCCAGUCACAACAACAAAACCCGCAGAGCCAGCCCAACCCGCUCAAUCGGCCCAGGCUUCUGAUCCUACCCCGGCGCCUACUGAGGAGAAGGCUGCUGAGACCGUUGAACCUGUGAAGGAUACAUCCGACCCUACUCCAGCCACAGACAAGCCAGCUGAGGUUGCCGCUGAAGAGCCAGCUAGCACUGAAGCCCCAAAGGCCGACUUCUCUGCGCAUCUACCCGCGAGCAGUGCUGAUGAAGAAGCGCGCAAACGCGCCGAACGCGCCAAGCGAUUCGGAAUUGUCGAGAACGACGAGAUCAAGAAGAAGGUCACGCGCGCUGAGCGAUUUGGCGUGGAUGAGGCUACUCUAGUGUCGGGACUUGAUGCCGCCUUACCUGAGAAGAGACCACCCAAGCGAGGCCGAGAGGGAAGCAACGCCGAUGCCGCCGAUCGCGGUGCGAAGCGACAGAACAAUGGUGGACGACAGAGGGGUAGGGGUCGCCGACACCAGGGCGGAGGCGGCAGACCUGGUGGUGCGCCAAGAAACGAGGGCAGGAAUGAGGGAAGGAACGAGAGCAAAUCGAACGGCGGAAAGGGCAGACCCAGCUUCGUAAACGACCCAACCGAGAAAGCAAAGGCUGAGGCGCGCGCAAAGCGAUUCGGCGGUGGCUCGUGA